ACUGGUUCUAACCGACUGACAGUAGAAGACCUGGAAACUUAAAUUUUACUUAGAAGAAGAUUAUAAAACAGCAUUUUAAGUCACGUCAGAGUGGAGAUACCCUUGGACAGUUUUUUUUUUUAUCCUCUUUGAAUGAUGGGGAAUAUAAGAUGCGUUUCAUUCGCAUGGAUAAAAUGGCGACUAUUUUCCGGGCUGCAAUGGCAAAUUGGACUGCUUGUUUUUCUGCUUCACUUGAUCUAUAUAGUAGAAGGACAGAUUCGUUAUUCUGUACCGGAGGAAAUGAAGAAGGGCUCUGUCAUCGGUAAUGUUGCACAAGAUCUUGGUUUGGAUGUGAAAAGGCUCCGAUCUGGACACGCCCGUAUUGUGACCGGAGAAAACGUCCAAUACGCCGAGCUGAAUGCAGACAAAGGGAUCCUCCUUGUGAACGAAAGAAUAGACAGAGAACACCUGUGUGGGGAUGUAACGCCUUGCAGCUUCAGUUUUGAAUUAAUUUUGGAAAAGCCAAUGGAGCUGCAUAGAAUCACUGUGGAGGUUUUGGAUAUAAACGAUCACGCUCCUGUCUUUCCAAGCAAAGAUAAACCAAUCAGGUUUGAAGUAAGCGAAACAGCUGCCAUUGGAGUGCAGUUUCCGUUGCAGACCGCAGAGGAUUUAGAUGUAGGCCAAAAUGCGUUGAAAGAUUAUGUUUUAUCUCCAAACGACAAUUUUAUACUAAAGCAACAUGCAAAUCCAGAUGGAAGUAAAAAUGUUGAAAUGGUGCUGCAGAAGCCUUUAGACAGAGAACAGCGUCCCAGUCUGCAUUUUAAAUUAAUCGCAGUUGAUGGAGGGACACCGCAGAGAUCUGGAUCAGUAAAUAUAGAUGUGACAGUAUUAGACGCUAAUGACAAUAUUCCAGUAUUCAAUCAAUCGGUUUAUAAAGCAUCUGUGAUAGAAAACACCGUUAAAGGUACUAGUGUUAUCACUGUGAACGCCACAGACGCUGACAGUGGAUCAAAUGGACUCAUUACCUUUAGUUUGUCUAAAACAAAAGGAAGUGCUGCAGAUAUUUUUAUCAUUGAUAAUAGCGCGGGUACAAUUUAUGUUUCUGGCGACAUAGAUUUUGAGAAACAGAAAAAAUACGAGGUGCGAGUUGAGGCAAAAGAUCAGGGUGGCUUAAUCGGGACUAGUAAGGUUGUAGUUGACGUUGUUGAUAUUAAUGACAAUGCCCCAGUAAUAACUGUCAUGUCUUUUUCCAGUCCAUUGUUAGAGAAUGCCCCAACUGGUACAACAGUCGCUAUUUUAAACAUCAAAGACGCUGACUCUGACAAAAAUGGUCAACUUAAAUGCUCUGUAGAUGGAAAACUUCCUUUUAGAAUCGAAUCAUCUUUAACAAACUAUUAUAAUUUGGUCUUAGAUCAAGAGUUGGAUAGAGAAUCUGUUCCAGAUUAUAACAUAACAAUAAAAGCUACUGAUUUCGGAUCCCCCGCUCUGUCUAUUUCAACACAAUUGCAUCUUACAAUAUCGGAUGUUAAUGACAACGCUCCAUUGUUUCACAAAAGUAGCUAUUCUGCAUACAUCACGGAAAACAAUCCACCUGGUUAUUCCAUAUUUGCUGUCAGUGCGAGAGACUCUGACUGGAAACAAAACGCUCGAAUCUCUUAUUUGCUAGAGGACACCCAGAUCGUUGGUAAUCCAGUAUCUGCGUAUGUGUCUUUAAACGCUGAAACCGGAGUUCUUAGCGCAGCUCGCUCGUUUGAUUAUGAGCAAAUAAAAGAGUUUGAGCUUGUGGUUAAAGCACAGGAUGGAGGCUCUCCUCCACUUAGCAGCAACGUGACUGUUAAAAUCCUGAUCCAGGAUCAGAACGAUAACCCUCCUCAGGUUCUGUACCCAGUCCAGACUGGUGGCUCCGUGGUGGCCGAAAUGGUGCCUCGUUCAGCAGAUGUGGGCUACCUGGUGACUAAAGUGGUGGCUGUUGAUGUGGACUCUGGUCAGAACGCCUGGCUCUCCUAUAAACUGCAGAAAGCCACAGACAGGGCGCUGUUUGAAGUGGGCUUACAGAAUGGAGAAAUAAGAACUAUCCGUCAGGUGACUGAUAAAGAUGCUGUGAAACAGAGACUGACUGUUAUAGUGGAGGACAACGGGCAGCCCUCUCGUUCAGCUACAGUCAUUGUUAACGUGGCGGUGGCGGACAGCUUCCCUGAAGUGCUGUCGGAGUUCACUGACUUUCCACACGAUAAGGAGUACAAUGACAACCUGACUUUUUACUUAGUGUUGGCUCUGGCUGUGGUCUCCUUCCUCUUCAUCACGUGUUUAGUGGUUAUUAUAUCAGUGAAGAUCUACAGAUGGAGACAGUCCCGCAUCCUGUAUCACUCCAGCCUCCCUGUGAUUCCAUAUUAUCCUCCACGUUACUCAGACACUUUGGGAACAGGGACUCUGCCACAUGUGUACAACUACGAGGUGUGCAGGACGACUGACUCCAGAAAGAGUGACAAUAAGUUCGGAGGAGCUGGUAGUCAGAACGUGUUGAUAAUGGAUCCCAGUUCUACAGGGACGAUGCAGCGAAUACAGAGUGAGAAGAACAUCCUGGAUGAACCUGACUCUCCACUAGAGUUGCUGGAGUACUAA
This is a messenger RNA of Girardinichthys multiradiatus, 2601 nucleotides long. RefSeq names its product protocadherin gamma-A11-like. The transcript has 2 exons. Gene Ontology annotation, biological process: homophilic cell-cell adhesion. The record is from RefSeq and is a predicted model, not a curated record. Bases 133 to 2601 code for a protein of 822 amino acids. Gene Ontology annotation, cellular component: plasma membrane. Lineage: Eukaryota; Metazoa; Chordata; Actinopteri; Cyprinodontiformes; Goodeidae. Gene Ontology annotation, molecular function: calcium ion binding.